This is a messenger RNA of Cuscuta epithymum, 888 nucleotides long. The record is from the annotation of a GenBank genome assembly. NCBI's taxonomy places the organism in Eukaryota, Viridiplantae, Streptophyta, Magnoliopsida, Solanales, Convolvulaceae.
CGCAUCUUCGAACUAUUGGGGUUAAGUUGUCUCUUGCGUUGCCGCCAUCUCAUGUCGCUGUCACCAUCGGAGUUGCCGAGGCCGAGGUGCUUUGCUGUUCUCAUCCUCGUAGAAUUUGUUUCCGGAAUUCUGGGGUUUAUUGCAGGAUAUGUUAAAUACAAAAAGGUGAACGGAUAUAGGAUGCCUGAUGAUUGUAUUACCCCGGGAAAUUUUGGCGGCGGUGCUGAAAAGUAUGAUUGUAAUGCGGGCCUGGCGGUGGUCGUUGCUCUCUCCCUAGCGAUUAUCUUCAUUGUGAUUUCUCAGGCCUUCCUUUUGAUAAAUGGAGGUUGUCACUACAGAUUUCCUUCACCAGAUGAUCCUCCGGGUACAAAAAAAGUGAAGCCUGCCGUUUGGUUGUUCUAUCUAAUGAUUUUCUUUGGUGUUAUAGUAUGUGUUCUUCUAGGGAUGGGAAUACCAAGAAAAGGGAGAUCUACACCAAAGAUGUGCCCCUCUAUACCUAAUAGUGACUCCACAACGGCUUACGCUCCAAGUUUUCAGGAACCGCAUAGUAAAAAGGUAUGCACUGCACCUGCUGCUCCCAUCAUUGGAGGUAUUGGGGUGUUCUUCCAUGUGGCCAUCAGCAUGCUUUACUAUGCGUAUGCAGCUGACAAGAACAAUCCUAGCUAAUCUCCCAAGAUAAGCUAGCCCUGUCCAGCAGUCUGCACUUUAUUAUAUAUAGUUCCAGGCCUUAUACUCCAAUUACUUACCCAAUUACUGAUUAAUUGCCAAGGACACCAUAUUACUAUUUUCUUCUUAUUACAUACCAAGUGUAUCACUAUAAUCCUCAGAUCAUAUUUCUGUUCUUCUUAGUUUUUAUGAUAUUUUUCCUUCUACCAAUUUCCAUUAACG